Eurytemora carolleeae is the source of this 1436-nucleotide messenger RNA. RefSeq names its product FMRFamide receptor. Lineage: Eukaryota; Metazoa; Arthropoda; Copepoda; Calanoida; Temoridae. The record is from RefSeq and is a predicted model, not a curated record. The coding region runs from base 69 to 1013 and encodes 314 amino acids. The transcript has 11 exons. Gene Ontology annotation, molecular function: G protein-coupled peptide receptor activity. Gene Ontology annotation, cellular component: membrane.
GGUCAACUUUUGACAAGCUGGUCACACUCAUCGCUAUUCAUGACGUUUCCUACGUAUUCCUUUCAGUCAUGGACAUAUCCCUUGUAUCAGUGUUCAAUUGGCCGUUUGAUCUUAAGCAUCCUUUGAUGAUGAUGCUUAUCCCUAACUUCCUCUACCCUAUGGAGAACCUCUUAAUGAACAUCAGUGCGUUCCUUACCAUUUCCAUAGCAUUUGAGAGGUGGCUGGCUGUUUGCAAAGCAAUCGUACACAGGGAUUUGGAGGGAACAUUCCUUGGAGGGUCAUGUAUACACUACAUUUUCUGCGCAACAUUGUCCUGCCUUCUCAACAUUCCAAAAUGGUUUGAAGCAAAAGUGGUUGAAGUACCGCACUUCAUUGGAACGAAGAGUUCCCAACGGAACGACAGUACAUUCUGGAGUACCAAACCAGGACAUGUGCACACAGACCUCAGAGAAAAUCCUUAUUAUAUUCUGUUCGGAAUGACUCUACCAAGAUGGAUAUUCAUUUCGAUGGGGCCUCUUAUCCUCUUGCUGACCUUCAGCUGUCUCACUCUUCGCGGCAUCAAGGAGUUCAACGCCCGAACCAAUCAAACAACCAACCAAGUUCAGAUCACCAGAAUCACAACCUGCCUCGUUCUUGAGUUCAUUAUACUUAAUAUACCCAGAAACAUCCUGAUAAUCUCUGAAGGAUUUAUUGCCGAAGAAGAUGACCCAGAAUGGUUUCGUUGUUUGUUAAGUGUGAACAACAUGCUGCAGAUCCUGAACUCCAACCUGAAUUUUUGGUUCUAUGCUGGGCUUAAUAAUCAUUUUCAGGAGGGGUUAAAAUCCUUGAUCUACAGUUGCAGACGCAGCAAUCCACACAGCGAAACUCCAGAUCCUGAAGCUGGAACUGAUACUCCCGUUAACAUGGAAACCCAUAUUACACUCAGUGAAGCUAAUCGCAGUAACUCUAAAGACGUUGUUUUAUCAACCCAGAUUGCACUAAAUGAUUCUGAUUGCAAUGGCACAGAGGUCUAAAGACGUUAUUAUAACAAUCCAAAUCGCAAUCGAAGUUAUCUGAUCUGGAUUGCAAUGGAACGUAUGUAGGCUGGACAUGUUCCUACUUUUUCAAGUGGUUUUGUUAACUGUUGGUUCCAACCGUUUUUAAGAUAAUAUAGGUUGCAGUUAGUUUUAAAGGGUAAUUACAAAACUUUGUUUCGUUAAUGGUAUUAUCCGUUUUUUAAAAGUCACCGUUAGUUAACGAUCUCAAUUUUAUUAAUGGCUUUACAGAAAAUGUUUAACAACCGUUAACAGCUCCAGCAGUUAACAGUGCCGUUAUUACAGAAUUUAAAAAAAUUUGUUAACGGUUUAUAAAACCAUUAACGGUUGUGAACACGGAAAAUGACAUUUAAAUACCUUAAAACACAAGAAAUGUUUUUUUCUACAAGAAAUUCACCCCUU